Messenger RNA from Anopheles maculipalpis, 611 nucleotides. RefSeq names its product rhodanese domain-containing protein CG4456-like. Gene Ontology annotation, cellular component: mitochondrion. NCBI's taxonomy places the organism in Eukaryota, Metazoa, Arthropoda, Insecta, Diptera, Culicidae. The transcript has 4 exons. Gene Ontology annotation, molecular function: thiosulfate-cyanide sulfurtransferase activity. The record is from RefSeq and is a predicted model, not a curated record. Bases 1 to 600 code for a protein of 199 amino acids.
AUGUUAUACGGAAUAGCUGCUACGGUACGGUGCGUCAGUUUCCAAAUCCGACGCCAUUCAACCAGAGGUUAUUGCUCCUGGAUUUCUGUGGCACGCAAUGGUCACAAAAUCGAUAUACCGGCAGGAGGCCAGAACUCGGUACAGGGAGAGAUGUGUAUCCGUUCGAUUAAUGGUAUCGUUCGAACGUUCGCUACUACCGCCAGCCCGAACGAUUGUGGAGGGAAUCGGUUUGCUCCGGCAUGCAUCGAACCACAGCUUGUAGCCACCACUGCCGACAUCGACGAUUUGCCGAACCAUCCCGAAAAGCUUUUGAUCGAUGUGCGCGAACCGUCUGAAUUGAACGCAACCGGUCAAAUACCAACGAGCAUCAACAUUCCCUUAAAAACAAUCCGCACGGAACUCAGCCUAACCCCGGAAGCGUUUGAGAAGAAGUAUGGACGUAAAAAGCCGGCCGCAAGCGAUCCGAUCAUCUUCAGCUGCCGCUCAGGGGUACGAGCAGGACAAGCGGCACUGGAAGCAGAUCAAUUAGGCUACAAAAACGUGAAGAAUUAUGUCGGAUCAUGGUUGGAAUACGCAGCAAAGCAUGAGUUGCCGGUGUAACGAGUCUCAUC